Molecule: messenger RNA, 792 nt
Organism: Trichobilharzia regenti
Lineage: Eukaryota; Metazoa; Platyhelminthes; Trematoda; Strigeidida; Schistosomatidae
Source: the annotation of a GenBank genome assembly
AUGCUCCGUUUUGUGGAUUAUGUUGUUCUUGUCGGAUAUGACUUUGAAAAAUCAGUUGGUGGUGAAAGCGAAGGACGUAUUUUACAAAGAUUUCCUUCAAAAUGUUGGGACGACUAUCCUUACAACUUCAAAAUUGAGACAUUCUGUCAACCUUGUGGUUGGUAUCUUAGUCGGAACAAACCAGCACCAACAUUCUUUGUUGCGUACUUGACAGAUGUUGCUGGAAAUCCAUAUUUUGCAGCCUGUCUUACUUUUCACGAGGCUGUAUCACCUAGUCAACUACUAAAAUUUAAAAAUCCUUAUAAUACUAUUCAUAACAGAGUAAGGGCUGCAGGGAAUGAGUUGAAUCGUUAUCCUCAUAAUGGACCUAUAGAUGGGUCAUUUGUAAAUAAAAAAGGCUUUCUUAUUUCUAAUUUUGCAUGUCAGUCUGAAAAUUAUCCCUUAAAUACUCGUAUCAGCGUAACCAGUUUGGAUAGUAAUGCUAGUUCACCGUUGAGUUCAGCAAUCGGUGUACACGAUCAGUCGAUAAACCAUUGUGGUCUGAGGUCGAUAUAUGAUGCUGGUGAUCCAAAUCUAGUACGUCCACCGGAAUUUUAUGCACCAAAGUGUUUGGUUUUCCUUGCUCGUCAUCAACACUUUGAUGUGUUGAAGAAUAGUCUGAGCUUAUUGUACACUGUCUUCGCUGAUUCAUUACGUCAAUACUCUGUGGAACAAAUGAUUGCGACAGUACUUGGCGGUGUAGAAGUUCCACCAACAGGCAUACAUAUGUUCCUAUACUGCCUAAAUCGUUAA